AUUCGGUAACGAGUUCCCCGGGCGCAAGGCGUCUUUACUACUCUAUCUUGAGUUUGGCUGUGUACGCUAGCCACGCCCCGGUCAGGCUGUACUGUGUAGCUCGCUGGCAGUGCAGGCAAGCAUCCACACUCUGGAACAAUUGAGAUACGCCCAGCAUUGUGUCAAUCGAUAAAACACACAUAUGACGAGCCUUGACUGUGCCUCACUGCUGCCUGUACGACACUUAACGUGACUCACGACUUGUUCAAAAGCCAAAACGCAUCCUGUCAAGUUCCUCCGUCCCGAUGAGACCCAAACAGAGCGCAGGGAUAUAUCCACUGCCGAUGCAGGGCGGCACGAUAGCAGAAGUGUACGCGGCCGCCGGAGGGACAACAGGCGAAACCCCAGAUGCCUCUAACCUCGUAAAGGUCGAUCCCAAAGAAAUCGGCAUGUCUGUUGGACUGAAGCAGCUUUUCAGCGGUAAAGAGGACAAGAAAGGUCGCUUUCAGUGGCAGGCAACAAUUCCGGAAGACCUUCCCAAGCCUGCUGAGGAUGCCGAAUCGGCAAAAUGGGCGAUCAUUGUACGGAACGUCAGAGUAUUCCACGAUCCGAAGAAAGUUCUUUCGAUGCACUCCAUUGUCAUACAAAGUCCAUAUCUGAAAGAUCUACUCGCCGAAGUCCUGGCUGAAUAUCCGGGCGUGACGGCUCAUCUUGCACGACUUGAGUUCACUGGCCGAUUUGAACCGCUGAUUCAUCGUUGGUCUGAGUUGAAAAGCGCCAUUCAAGCAAUGAAAGACAAGCGUCUCGAGUCUCAGAAAUUGCCACAAACCAAUGGACACUCUUCGAAAGAGGUGGCGAUCGAUGCCGAAAAGUCUGAGGAUGCUUCGUCCGACGCACAAUCUUCAGCGCUCUCUAAAGACCCGGCCGAGCAUGAGACGAAUGGAAACGAUGACGCAAGCUUGGACGAACGAAUCAAACACGCGGAGCUCUUAUACGACCUUCUCUCUAAGGAAUUUGCGGACAUCAUUGAAUCGUCAGUGGACAUGAAAGAGAAGGGCGUCAUCACCUACGAACUUCUCUGGACUCUUUUCCAGCCCGGAAUGUUAGUCUACAGCAGGCAACAAGGCCAAGACCGCGUCUUCUCAUUAAGUUCAGCGAGAUACGGAGUAGACCGCGACAACAAUCCUGUCUAUUGGUUGAUGUGCGAAUACCAUGAUUGGGACGGAACGAAUUUCGGAACGAACAGACUCAACAUGGCCAUCGGGAUCUUCGAAGGCACGCGCUCGAUCACUAGUCUACAGACACUUCCCUGGGAUUCUCAUGGUCACAAAGCAGAUAUCUACACCAAGCUUGUUGAACGUGGCACUCGAGUCGAAGAGCUUGCUGGAUCCCACUACCGGAGCUAUCACGGCAUCGGAUGGCGAUUGAACAACAUGGGCCGAAAGGAGAGAUACAACAUCAAAGGCCGUAUCGUGAUCGAUACGCUAGGUUUUAAUCGAUUCAACCCUGAUAUGGCAGUCUAUGUUUCUACCUUGAACAGCUCGGCAAAAUCCAAACCUUCUUCCUGUCGUCGUAUCCUAACGCCUUCAGGAUUUAUCAGCCUUAAUCUUCCGCCAAUGCCCGGCAGUCCGGUCGACGACUAUGAUCCUGGAUAUGACUUGGAGGAUGGCGGCAUGCCUGUGGAUGGCUUCUUUGAGGACGAAACGAACGAGCGGCCCGCGAAGAAGCCGUUGACAGAUCAGCAAAAGCUUUUGUUAAGUCCAUUAGUCCGUGGCUACGCUUUGCAGGAGAAGCUUUGGUUGAAUUUCUUCGUCACUGCUGUGCAUGAUGUCACAUUCAACGAGCGCGCUUUUGAUAGCUUGGUCUUGCCCAAGAAUCAGAAAGAACUCAUCCUUGGUUUCACAUCGACACAGCAGGGUUAUCGGAGUCAAUUCGACGAUGUCAUCGAGGGCAAAGGUCGUGGUAUAAUUCUUUUGUUAUGCGGCCCGCCAGGAGUGGGCAAAACACUCACAGCAGAAUCCGUCGCCGAGGAAAUGAGAGUUCCUCUGUUCAUGAUCUCAUCCGGCGACCUCGGCCUAAGCCCCCGCCACAUCGAGAAACAAUUACAAGACAUCCUCGACAUGUGCACUCGGUGGAACGCAAUCCUGCUCCUCGACGAAGCCGACGUGUUCCUCGAAGAGCGCAGCCUCCACGAACUAGAGCGCAACAAGCUCGUGACGAUUUUCCUCCGAGUCCUCGAGUACUACGAGGGCAUCAUGUUCCUGACCACCAACCGCGUGGAGACCUUCGACGCCGCCUUCCAGAGCAGAAUCCACAUCAGUCUCGAAUACAAAGAACUCGACGCCAAGAGCCGCGAAUCCGUCUGGCAGAAUUUCCUGCGCCAACACGACAUCGCGCAAGCCGCCGCCCGCGAGAAACCUCCUCGACCCCUUGCGAGUGCUGCAAAAGCCAGCAGUAAGAGACUCGAUGCAGCGGCAGCCGACGGAGGAGGGGGAGAAGAGCAAUCCGCCGCGGCCCAGGAAGCUGCCAAAGCGCAACAUCUCAAACUCACGCUCCCCCAUGAAAUCACGGAGAGGGAUAUGGUAAAGCUCGCGGCGCUGAGUAUGAAUGGUCGCCAGAUUAAGAAUAUCCUCAAGACGGCGCAGCUUUUGGCGAGUCAGCGCGGCGAGGGGCUGAGCUACAAACAUAUCGACACCGUGAUGGAUGUCACGCAGCAUUUGCACAAUGCGAACCGGGAGAGUGCUGCGACGAAGUCUUCGCUUUUCUCUUGAGAAGGGUGAGAUGAAGAAGAUUUGUGAUGAGCAGCGACUUUCCUCUAAAAAUUGUGAUGAAGAGAGAAGGCUUGGAAAUUGUGAAAUGAGGUUAUGAGAAUUUUAUGAUAUGAUAAAUGAACUUGAAUGAAUCUCGUAUGCCCCCAGCCAGACUUCAGUCUCUAGUAGACUUGAACGAGCUCAAUAAUAACUGCAGUGCAAUGUCGAGUGAUAGAACAUCCUGACUCUAUCUAGACAGACGCAAAUGGGG
Messenger RNA from Dissoconium aciculare CBS 342.82, 3000 nucleotides. Its product is annotated as P-loop containing nucleoside triphosphate hydrolase protein. NCBI's taxonomy places the organism in Eukaryota, Fungi, Ascomycota, Dothideomycetes, Mycosphaerellales, Dissoconiaceae. Gene Ontology annotation, molecular function: ATP binding; ATP hydrolysis activity. Bases 285 to 2750 code for a protein of 821 amino acids. The record is from RefSeq and is a predicted model, not a curated record. The transcript has 3 exons.